Harpegnathos saltator (Jerdon's jumping ant) is the source of this 2257-nucleotide messenger RNA. RefSeq names its product abhydrolase domain containing Hydr1 (gene Hydr1). The transcript has 8 exons. Bases 515 to 1696 code for a protein of 393 amino acids. Lineage: Eukaryota; Metazoa; Arthropoda; Insecta; Hymenoptera; Formicidae. Gene Ontology annotation, biological process: medium-chain fatty acid catabolic process; medium-chain fatty acid biosynthetic process. The record is from RefSeq and is a predicted model, not a curated record. Gene Ontology annotation, molecular function: acetylesterase activity; monoacylglycerol lipase activity.
CCUGUCGCGGAGACCGAGACGACGAGCGUUCCGCGACGGCGGCGGCGGCGGCGGCGGCGGCGGCGACGGCGGCGACGGCGGCCGUCCCUUCAUCGAUCGCGCGCGCAUCCGCGCGGACCUUCUCCGCGAGCCGACCUCAAGCAGCACGGCCUCGCGAGGCUCGUCCACCGCAGUUUCGAAGAUAUGCGUUGCUGUGAGCUCGUGCGUUUCACGCACGUGAUCGAACUUGGGAGGUUAUCGUCGUGCCGUAUCUGCCGGUGGACUCCGCUCCACCGACGCCAGCCAGCUAGCCAGUCGGCAGGCCGUCCAAUUACUCGCGCGGCAUGCAUACACCAGCGACGAGCCUUCCUUUGCCGGCUUUCGCUCGCGGCCGUCGCUCGUUAAACACCGGCUAUCAGCGUGCGAAGUCCAGCAUCGGCGUCUCCUCGGCCUGAGGACGCGACGUAGAUCCGCGCUCGCUACGCCAGCGAGAGUGCCAUCGGUGGCCGCCAGGGUCACCAGAUAACACGCCACGAUGCUGCUGCAGCUUUUCGAGAGCAUCCAAUAUAUCCCCAAGUUGUACUACGGCGCGCUGCUGGGCAUCGGCUUCUGCAUUUAUUAUCUCUGCGAGGUCGUCAAGACACCUCUGCUGGUUUGCGCCAACGGGCCGUUCCGCUCGUUCCUGGAGGCGAACAUCCCGCUGGUGCAGAACAAAUUCUGGCCGACGUUAUGGUGCUUCGAAUCGCGGGCGCAGACCAUCUUCGCCAGCAUUCUGAGGUCCCGAAUACUGCCACAUGUCGAAUACCGCAGAGAAAUCCUGACUCUGUCCGAUGGCGGCGAGGUGGCUCUGGACUGGGCUGAGAAGGACUGCUCCGUUACCUCGCCGAUCGUGAUUAUCCUGCCGGGUCUCACGGGUGGCAGCCAAGCGGAGUACAUCAAGUGCCUGGUGUCAGCCGCGAGAAAGAUCGGGAUACGAUGCGUGAUCUUCAACAACAGAGGUCUAGGCGGGAUGAAGCUUAAGACCCCGCGAACGUACUGCGCCGCAAACUACGACGACUUAACCGAAGUCAUAGAGCACGUGAAGAAGCUUCAUCCUCACGCGAUCCUCGGAGCCACCGGAAUCUCCAUGGGAGGGUUGAUUCUAGGUAACUACCUGGCGCAAGGAGGCCUAACGGCGAGAACCAAACUGAAAGCUUGCCUUAUUAUCUCGGUACCAUGGAACGUGUUCGCCGCGUUGAAGAACACGGAGGAGAACUACUUUAAUCUAAUGCUGAACAAGCACCUAGCUAGCAAUCUACGUCGCACUAUACAGAAGUAUAACACUUCCGACAUCGGCCCCCUCAACGUGGAUAUGGACACCAUCCUCAAGAGCCAAACGAUAAGGGAAUUCGACUCGCACUUUACGGCGAAGCAAUUCGGCUACAAGGACGUCGAGGACUAUUACAGCAACGCGACGAUCCACGACAAGUUGCAUCUGAUCGAAGUACCGACGUUGUGUCUGAACGCGGCGGACGACCCGUUCCAGCCGCUGAAAGCGAUACCUCUGAAGGAGAUCAGCAAGAGCAAAAACGUGGCCGUCGUGGUGACGUCGCGUGGCGGACAUAUUGGCUUUCUGGAAGGUGUCUGGCCAGUCAAGGAGGAACAAUAUUUGGGGAAAUUCUUCUCGCAAUACUUCGCGGCGAUGUUCACCAGCGGCUUCGAUCAGCAGGAGCUCUGACAUAUUCGUAAAUUAGAGUCGAGAAAAUAUCGCGAGCGUGACGCAGCUACCUUGCUAUCGUCUAGCGCUGGUCUUCACCACGAAAGAUAUGCGCCGCGUGUAGUUUAUCUCCGUUUGAUCUUAUCUCUAGCCGAAGGUCGUGCACACUAGCUGCGGUGACAUAUACAAUCCUGCGGUGACUUCUUACCGUUUUUUAUACAUUCCUCGAGGAUGCGUAGCGCAAUGUCUGCGAGCGCGUUAUGUAAACUCGGGGCUCACCGGGGCAGGAUUGUUAAUUUUACCGUCAUAAUAUUAGUUCACGCACAGUGAAAUCGCCGUUGUAUCGGUAAUCCGUAAGAGAACCACCACGACUUUUGUAACAGCUGCUGUAUCACCGAUUGCUUCGAGCGCUGUUACCGUUACUGACACCCUAAAUAUAUCGUAAUUAUAAUACCAGAGUUCAACAGAGAAUAUACAAUUAUUGUAUCCUUUAGCGUUUAAGAGAACGUCGUGGUCGUCCGCGCUUCCGACAUAAACGGCUGCGCGAUAAUAUCAAUCGCAGCAAACAAACACAGGCCCUUG